Molecule: messenger RNA, 1397 nt
Organism: Diatraea saccharalis (sugarcane borer)
Lineage: Eukaryota; Metazoa; Arthropoda; Insecta; Lepidoptera; Crambidae
Source: the annotation of a GenBank genome assembly
ACAUCAUUAGUUGUAAUAUUUGUGUUUUAUAGAUUUGAAUUUGUUUUUGUUUUUUAUUUUGAGUCAAUGAAUUGACGGUGUUUAGUUCGGUAUUGGUUCGGUAUAUUAUAUAGAGCUAUCAAAGUUAGCUAGAGAUUACCGAAUAAAAUAUAUUUGCUAUAAAUGUUAACUUAAAUUAUAUAGACCUGACCAAUUUAGAAGACUGUGCUUUGAAAUAUUGCUACCUAAACAUUGGUUAAAUAUAGUUUGGCUAAAUGAUUAAAGAGCUUAGAGCAAGGAAUGCCAUACUCUAAGUAGAACAGUCCAUAGAAAUUGAAUUGAACCAAAACAUGUCUCAACCACAGCUUUUAUUAUCAUGUAAAUCUUUUGGAAAUAAUAUUUUUGAGGGGUUGAGUUCCUUUCAACAAAAGGAAGAAUUUGUUGAUUUGACCUUGGCAGCCGAUGGGCACUUUGUUAAAGUUCAUCAGAUGGUCCUCUCGUUGGCUAGCCCAUAUUUAAAGGAGCUCAUAAAAUCAGCACCAUGUCCUCAUCCCAUUUUAUUUUUGAAUCAAAUAUCAUACCAAACACUAUGUGCCAUAUUGGAAUACAUCUAUUCUGGUGAGGUGAUAGUAAAUAAAAAUGACAUUGGUGAACUGAUACAGGCUGCUAAAGCUCUGCAUAUUACAGGGUUAGAAUUCAUGGAUUGGACCACCGUUCAAGUAGUUGGUGAUGGAGAAAGUAAUAACAGUGUCCUUGGCACUAAUGAUAUGAAUGUGAGUGACGAAACUAGUGCUUUUGAUACUGUGCCUAGUCAUAAUGACAAUGGUAAUGAGCAGCAAUGGUCUCAAGCUUUACAUAUAAUAAAGAAAUCGUCUAGACAUAACAACAAACAAGAUACAACUAUAUCAACAGAGUCAAAUAUUUCACAAAUAGAUAUGGGUAACACAUUUGAUGAAAGUAUAGAUAUACAAGGUGAUGUGGGGGUCAACAAAUGUGAUAAUAUUUCAGGUGUCAGUGAGAAUCCUUCUAUUCUAUACACUCUUUCUAACCAAGGAAACAUACAAAUGAUAUUGAAUCGCUAUAUAUAUAAUAUAAGAUAUGUUUCUAGAAAAAAAGGUCCUCCAACCAGACUAUGGAGAUGUGUUGACUAUGUAAAGGGUAAAUGUAGAGCCUCGGUCACUACUAAAGAUGAUAUUGUAGUACAAAGGGUAGCUGCACACACACAUUCAUUUCAUGAUAACAGGAUACUGAAAAAAAUGGCAUCUGGUAUGGUGCUCUCUGCUAUAAAGGAAGCAGAAGAAAAAUGCAGAAUCAUGAAGAAUGACAGAGGUGCUAAUGAUAGUGAAGAUACUGAUGAGAUCAACGUUGAGACGUCAAAAAGUAUAGAUCAGGAAAACUUGGAUGAAGAAUGGAUAUAA